Molecule: messenger RNA, 4625 nt
Organism: Stegastes partitus (bicolor damselfish)
Lineage: Eukaryota; Metazoa; Chordata; Actinopteri; Pomacentridae
Product: zinc finger and BTB domain-containing protein 16-A-like
Exons: 7
Coding region: 176-2092 (638 amino acids)
Biological process (GO): regulation of transcription by RNA polymerase II
Cellular component (GO): nucleus
Molecular function (GO): DNA-binding transcription factor activity, RNA polymerase II-specific; protein binding
Source: RefSeq, a predicted model, not a curated record
UGAGUUUGGAGCGGGUACUGUGAAAUGUUGUAAGCAUGAUGUUGCCUGGAUAAUCAGCGGAGGACGGUUAGGAGACGCAGACCCACAACCGGCUGAAGGCAAGUGAAGCAGGCAGGACAGCCACACCUCAUGCGUGGCCACAGCAAAGGUCCGAGUGGAUACGGGUCUGACAAACAUGGGUGUGCUCCAGCUCCACAACCCCACUCACUCCAGCACGCUCCUGCAGCGGGCCAAUCAGAUGCGUCUGACCGGUACCUUGUGUGACGUCAUCAUCACAGUGGACGGCCAGGAGUUCCCGGCGCACCGCACCGUCCUGGCCUGCACCAGCAAGAUGUUCGAGAUCCUGUUCCACCGCAGCAGCCUGCGCUACGCCCUCGACUUCCUGUCCCCGAAGACCUUCCAGCAGAUCCUGGAGUACGCCUACACCGCCUCGCUGCAGGCCACGGCCGAAGACCUGGACGACCUGCUGUACGCCGCCGAGAUCCUGGAGAUCGAGUACCUGGAGGAGCAGUGCCUCAAGGUGCUGGAGACCAUCCAGGCGGAGGAGAGCGAAGAGGUGGCGGUGAAGAAUCACACCUCCGGAGACCACAGCGACCACAGCCGGGCCAGGCACUGGAGGCACAUGCUGAUGUCUAAGAAGCAUUCCAUACAGGACGGACCCACCCGCACCACUCCCACGGCCCUGCACCACCUGGCGCUCUACCACAUGACGGAGAGGAGCUCCCCCGGCCCAGAGUCCGAAGGGGCUCCCAAAUCGAGCCCCAAGACGGACACUGAGGUCGACAUGGAGCAGCAGGGUCAGAGCCUAGACUUGUCCCAGGACUCGUCCCUGGAUCCUGCCAGAAGCAUCAAAUCAGAGCGCAUGCAGGUGGACGACGCCAACGGCUACGAGGGCAGAUCCUCCAGCGCCGGGGAGGGAAGCUGCAUGUCAGACCAGCCCAGAGAAGAGGGCCCGGGGACGCCCCUGAGAGGCAGCGUGAUCACCAGCGCCAGAGAGCUGCACACGAGCCCCGAAGAAGGAGGGCAAGUGGUGGCGAACACUCUUGACUGUUUCCCCGGCAUCGCUGACAAACACCUGGCCUCCAUUUACUCGGUGCCCUCCAACCACACAGGGGAGGGCUUGCCGGUGUCCGUCUCGGUGGCCCCGUCCCUGGGCGUGCCGCUGGACCCGAGGGCCUACAGCGGUCUGCUGCACCAGGGCUUGCUGCACAGGGAGCUCCUGAGCCGGCUGGGCCAGUUUGCAGCGGGGAUGAGGCACGAGGGCCAGACUCAAGGCCAGCAGUGUUGUGGCGAAUGUGGGCUUCAGCUGCACAGCAGGCAGGCGAUAGAGCAGCACAGGAGGCUGCAUAAUGAGGAGAAGGGCAACGGCUGUGAAUACUGUGGCAAACACUUCCAGGACAGCAUGCGUCUGAGGAUGCACAUGUUGUCUCACACAGCUCCCGCGGAGGCGCUGGUGUGUGAUCAGUGUGGAGCGACGUUCUCCUCGGAGGAUGCUCUGGAGGCCCACAGGCAAACGCACACAGGGACUGACAUGGCGGUGUUCUGUCUGCUGUGUGCAAAGCGCUUCCAGACCCAGAAGGCCCUGCAGCAGCACAUGGAGGUCCACGCAGGCAUGCACAGCUACAUCUGUAGCCACUGCGAGCGCCCCUUUCCGAGCCACACUACCCUCAAAAGACACUUGCGCUCGCACACGGGCGAUCACCCGUUUGAGUGUGAAUUCUGCGGGAGCUGCUUCAGAGAUGACGGCACGCUGAGGGGCCAUAAACGCAUCCACACAGGAGAGAAGCCUUACGAGUGCAACGGCUGCGGGAAGAGGUUCAGCCUGAAACACCAGCUGGAGACGCAUUACCGUGUUCACACAGGUGAGAAGCCAUUUGAGUGUAAGCUCUGUCACCAGCGGUCCAGAGACUACUCGGCUAUGAUCAAACACCUGCGCACCCACAACGGAGCGUCUCCGUACCAGUGCACCAUCUGCCAGGACUUCUGCCCCAGCCUGGCCGCCAUGCAGAAGCACAUGAAGGGCCACAAGCCCGAGGAGGUGCCGCCGGACUGGAGGAUAGAAAAGACUUACCUGUAUGUCUGUUACGUCUGAGCAGGACUUGGACACCUUGCACAGUCUCACACUUGCGCACAGACACACACACGCCCACACCUACACACACACACACACACACACACACUGUCACUGUUGGAUGAGAAGCUGGUAGCUCUGGUGUUGCUGAUUUUUAAUGCUGAAGGAUUACAUGUUUCUGUGAGGGUUUUUUAAAAAAAGCUCUUUUUGGAUAAACUGAAAAGUGCAUUGCAGUAAAGUUGUCAUUCAAGGUGAUAGUGCAGUUUUUAACCUGAAGACGGAGACAUGCGAGCGUGAAUAUGAAAUGUGUGUACACGUUAGGGCUGCAAGUAAUGAUGAGUUUCAUUACCAGUCGGAUUUUUUUUUUUAAAUGUCCGAAAAUAGGCACAUUUUGGCGACAAGAUGACAUUUUUCAAAUAGUUUUGUUCGACCAAUCCAAAGAGAUUCAGUUUGCAAUUAUAGAAAAACUCCCACAUUUUCAGACACAAGUAAAUAUUUAGAAAUUUUCCUUAAAACAAACAAAAAAAAGAGGCUGAAAAGAUCGAUUGAUUGUCAAAAUUGUCGACAGUUACCUGACGACUUCACUGUUUUUUGCCUGCAAACACACACGGAAACACACAAACACACACACACACGGUUUCUCUCUCCCUCGUUCUCACACGCAGUUUUGAUAAACUGUAUCUCUAAUGGAUCCACUGUGGUUAAAAAUCGAUGCCACAACGGCUGUGACUGCUGACCUGUAUGUGCAGCAGCAGCAUUCUGACUGAUUGCUUAACCGUCAGGCAACUCGAGUCAUCUUCUAUGAUUGUGCAGUAGAUGUUGAAAAUAAUUCCACAAAGGCUUGAUUGGCUGAACUUUGCAACAUUUUCUCUCCUAAUUUCCUGUGACUUCUUCUUCUUCUGUUUUUUUUUUCUCUCUCUCUCUCUCUCUCCCUUUUUGCUGUUGGAUUUUUUAUUUUGGAGUUGUUUAUUUUCUGCAUGUUUUACUUGAAUGGCUGCCACGUUUUGACCUCAUAAGCUUGAUCUCUUUAAUUGCCUUGUCUUUCUUGCAGUGGGUGUUAUUGUUUCGAGGUAGCUGGCUCACGAUUUGAGUUUGUUUUUUGUUUUUUUUCCUCUCGUAAUAGGUUUUGCUAUUUAUAUGUUGUUUUUAUUUGUUACCAAAUAUGUGCUGGUUUUCAUCACACAGUCCGUGUCUCUCGGGAUGGUUUCUAGUAGAGCGAGCUCUACCUCUCCUCACUCUUUCGCUGUUUGUUUUUGUUUGUUUUUCCUAAAUCCACUGCAAAAAUUAUUCAUCCAUCAGUGGUUUUAAUUUUUCUAACAAAUACAUCACAAAUUUACAUGGUCAAACAGUGUGUUUGAAAAAAAAAAAAUAAUAAUUAAAAAAUGCGACAAAGCCUGGAAACGGCUUUUAUGUGAAGGUUUUUUUUUUUUUUUUUAUCAUCCACUAUAUAUAGAUGUCUUAUAAAAAUCACAGAAUAAGAAUUUUCUAGGAGAAAAUUGAAGAAAAGAUGAAAAGAAGUUGUUUUUUUUUAUAAAACGUGGAAAAAAAAAAAGAAAAUUCUGACAUUGAAUUACUAUGAGCAGGCUAUCGUCAGUCGUAGUGUAGCUGUAAUGUACAAACUGUCAUGGUAUGUUAUUCCCUUAUGUGAGCCUAACACGGGCCUUAUAGAUUUAAAACAUGUUGUAUUUUUGUAUUACAGUAAUUUGCUAUCUGUUUACAUUUGGUAUGAUUUGAGAAACAUCUUAAUGUGUGUGUUUUAUAAGUCUCUGAUUUGAUUAAGAUCCCUCCCUUGUGCCUCUUUUAUAAGUAGAGCAUUGAUGUGCUUGAGUACAUGGGUCUGUGCUAUUGGUAGUUGUUUCUGGGUGUUUGUUUAUUGUUACUUAAUUAAAGAUAGACUGCCAUGUAGAUCCACUUUGUCUGAACAUUGCAACUGGAAGCAACAUACUGUGAUAGUGGCUGAUACUCUGAUGCAAGUUCCAAGCAAUUUUGAUGUAAAAUAAAAGUACACGCUUGUCUCAAAUUGUUCCCUUCAAAGUGACAAUGGACUGAGAUCUUUGGAAUGAAAACUGUGUGUAUUUGCAAAUCUUGGCAUCUGCGGGCAUUACCAAUGCCUUCUUAAGUAGCCAACAACACUCAGUGCCAUGAAAACACACAUUCACUGUAUCUAUUCUACAUGAACAUGCACUAUAAAUGGAUUUCCUCGGUGGACCAAAAGAAAUAGAGCACUUUUGUUUGAAAAGGGUUUUUUCUUUGAUCUUUCUAUGUUGUGAUAAUGCAGCUGUCUUUUAUUUGAUGUGUCCUAGAAGGAUGUGAUUAGCAUUGUUUAGAUUAUGUCAAUGUCUGUCUACCUCAGGGCCAGAUCAAAGCUCGACCUGGUAUCCAAUCAGGGUUGUUCUUCUUGCCAUGUGUGCAGUAAAAUCCCUCUUCAUUACAGCUUUGUAACACAGUGUGUGAAAGUGUUUUUCUCAGUGUGGAUUCAGGCACAAACUCUGUAUGCGUCAGUGUUCAGUGGCAUGGUUUAAAAAAAGAAUAAAACAAUUUACUAUUUUAUGCA